Molecule: messenger RNA, 1632 nt
Organism: Emericellopsis cladophorae
Lineage: Eukaryota; Fungi; Ascomycota; Sordariomycetes; Hypocreales; Bionectriaceae
Exons: 2
Coding region: 1-1632 (543 amino acids)
Molecular function (GO): oxidoreductase activity; 2 iron, 2 sulfur cluster binding; pyridoxal phosphate binding
Source: RefSeq, a predicted model, not a curated record
AUGAUCGACCUCACGGCGCCUUUCGAGGCCGACAGGCUCCUCGAAAUCCGCACGUCGGCCAUGAAACAAAUGCCGGGCCUCACAAUCGCGUCGGGAAUAGACAAGGAACUGUGCAACAGGCCCAUGAAGAUUGACGAGGUGGGCCUCGAAGGCGACGAACACGACCUGACCUUUCAUGGGGGCCCUGACAAGGCCGUCUUAGGCUACUGCUCUUCCCACUAUCCGAACUGGCAGGAGUCUUACCCGGAGGCAGCAGACAAGUUUGUACCGGGAGGAUUUGGCGAGAACUUCGUCACGGCUCACAUGAACGAACGCAAUGUCUGCAUAGGCGACAUCAUCUCCGUGGGGUCUGAGGUCCUGCUGCAGGUAUCCCUACCCAGAUCCCCUUGCUUUAAGCUGAACCAUCGCUUCUCUAUCAAAAAGUUUGCGCCUGUCACCUACGAAACGAGCCGUACAGGCUGGUAUUACCGCGUCAUCCGUGGGGGCACGGUCCAGGUGGGCGACGAGCUUCGUCUGGUGGAGAGGAAAUGGCCCAAGUGGACGAUUGAGAGAAUCCAGGAGUACCUGCACCGAAAUAAGGACAACUUUGAGAUGAACCAGGAGCUGUCGCGCAUUGAGGAACUCGGCAUGGAGGCGCGAGGCCAAUUCCAGAACCGAGUCGCUAAAGCUCUGAAGAAGAAGGACGCAAAGACGGAGACGUGGCAUGACUACAGGAUCAUUGAGCGCCACAUGGAGACGCCCAGGGUUGUGUCUCUGACUUUUGAGGCGGUGGACCCGCGAGUCAGCGCGGAACAGAGUGACUUUGGUCUUCAUUCGAAGCUCAAGCUGCCAAACGCACUGACGAGAUCGUACUCGGUGGUGUCGGGAGAGGGCAAGCUUCUCGGUCGCCGGUUCGAGCUCGGCGUCGCGCUUGAGCAAAACAGCCGAGGGGGAUCAAAAUACGUGCACGAAAAUGCGCACGUUGGCGACGUGGUUCCCGUGGGCAAGUUCACGACCAGCGUCGCGCCUGAUGCAUCGGCCAGCAUGCAUGUCUUCAUUGCUGGCGGGAUUGGCAUCACUGCUUUCAUCGCGCUGGUGAAGCGGUGUUUCCAGAUCAAUUGGGACUUUAAGCUGCACUAUGCCGUCCAGUCUCUGGAGGACAUGCCAUAUCGGGAGAGACUCGCGCCCUACGGAUCCAAGGUCGUCGUGUAUGACAAGUCGAAAGGUCAGAGGAUGGACAUCAACGGGAUUGUCAGGGGCAUGCCGUGGAACAGCCACCUCUAUGUCUGCGGACCUGACCGGAUGAUGGACGCAACGAAGAGUGCAGUGGCAGAGAGUGGUCUGUCCCCCAACGAGGUGCACUACGAGGCCUUUGGGGCCAACAUCUCGGGUGAUCCGUUCGAGGCGGAAGUGGCAAACAGAGACGGCAAGGCCGUCAAGGUAGGAGAGGAGGAGAGCCUGCUCGAGGUAUUGCGACGCGAGUUUGAUGAUGUCCCCUCGAGCUGCGAAGUCGGCAACUGUGGCACCUGCAAGAUCUCUCUCAUGAGCGGCCGGGUUGAUCACCGAGGCACAGCCUUGUCGGAAGAGGACAAGGCUAACUCCAUGCUUUCAUGUGUUAGUCGCGGUGCUGGCCGUAUUUCCAUUGAGAUCUGA